AUGAUUCAACGUCGUCUAGUCCGUCGACAAAGUUCACUCGCAGCAGCCAGGAGGAUCUUGGCGCAAGUCGACAGCGAGCCAGAUGUAGAAACCAAGAAGCCGACGUCUAGAUCACGCUCGGUAGCCACCAAAAAGUGUGCACCUGUAUCACCCCCGGCAUCCAAGGACGCGUCAGAAGAAGACUUCAACCCAACUCUUCAAGACGACGAAGGCGACGAAGUGAAGGACGUUAUUGAGCCGCCGCCAAAGAGGCGCAAGGUCGAGAAGAACCCCAAAGCUCGAAAAGCAGACACCGCAAAACUCCAUGCGCGCCUCUUUGGUCCACCCCAGCAGCAGCCGGCGACGCAGGAUGCCUGCUGCUCGCCCGCCGCAUCAAGGACGCAUGCCACCUCGUACCACCGCCCUCUCCUCCUAGAUGGCCAACCAGGCCGUCGCGGGCGCGAUGCUCUCCUCGGCUGGUUCGACUCCAUCAGCACAACCCGCGGUAUGCCCUGGCGCAAACCCUGGAUCGACCCUGCAAAGACUUCGCCAAAUGACGCCGCCGACCUCCGCAGCGCCCUCGAAAAGCGCGCCUACGAAGUCUGGAUCAGCGAAAUCAUGCUCCAGCAGACCCGCGUCGCCGUGGUGAUCGACUACUGGAACAGAUGGAUGGCCCGCUGGCCCACGAUCCACGACCUCGCGGCCGCCGAGCCCGAGGACGUGCUGAGCGCCUGGCGCGGGCUGGGCUACUAUAGCCGCGCCACGAGGAUCCACGAGGCCGCAAAGCUGGUCGUCGCGGACCCGGCCUGGCGGGGUUUGAUGCCCUCCGACACGGCCGAGCUCGAGGCCAAAGUCCCGGGCGUGGGUCGGUACACGGCCGGUGCCGUCGCUGCUAUUGUGUUUGGUGAGGCGGCGCCCAUGGUUGAUGGGAAUGUGCUUCGCGUGCUGAGCAGGCAGCUGGGACUGUAUGGGAAUGCCAAGACGGACAAGGCUGUCAUUGAUUUGCUCUGGGCAGCUGCAGAUGCGCUCGUCAAGGCGGUUGCGAAGGACGGACCUGACGAAGAUGGCACUGAGCUUGCUGAGAAGGCGCCGUUAAGUGACCGUCCUGGGCGAUGGGGGCAGGCCUUGAUGGAACUCGGAAGCACCGUCUGCACGCCGAAGCCAAACUGCGGCGAGUGUCCAGUCACCUCUACGUGCCGAGCGUAUGCAGAGGGCCUUCAACUAGCAGCCAAGAAGCCGAGGAAAGCGGUUGAAAAAGUCGAAGAUAUUGAGGACCUGUGCUCGAUUUGCGAACCUUUCGAAGAAGCCGCAGACGAGACGACGCUCUCUGAGGAAGAUUCUGAAGCUGAGUCGCCGAAGCGAAAGCCGGUAAAGGGGGCUAAGAAGGGCGUAAAGACACAACCAGGGCCAAAGCAGGCGACGCUAUCCGCUUUCUUCACCUCAAAAACGGCAAAAAAGAAGGAGGAAGAGGAGGAAGCGCAGCCCAAGGUUGCCCAAAUCGAUGCAAGAACACUAGAAUUCGUCGCGGAACACGCUCGAAAGUUCCCCCUCAAGGUGGUCAAGAAAGCAGUUAGAGAGGAAGAGGCCCUGGUCUGCGCAGUUCGGUGCAGCGACGACGGACGAUUCCUAAUACACAGGCGCCCGGAGAAGGGACUCCUUGCCGGGCUGUGGGAGUUACCCAGCCACACGCUGCCGUCUACUAGCGGCAACACCGCGACAUCGCGGAAGAAGGACGCUCAAGGAUAUGUAUCGGGACUCAUCAACGGUGUUGGAAACAAUAAGUGGAAGCUGAAACAUGCCGGGGAGCUGGGCAGUGUGCCGUGGUUGUUUUCUCACCUGAAGCUUACGAUGCAUGUGCAUCUCUUCGAGGUAGAUUGCUCUGAAGACCUCGUCUCGUCGCACGCGCGACAUCGAUGGGCUACGGUUGAAGAGAUUGAUGAGGAGUCUAUGGGGACUGGGAUGCGCAAGUCCUGGGCCUUGGUAAGGGAGAGGUACGAGUAG
This is a messenger RNA of Colletotrichum abscissum, 1980 nucleotides long. RefSeq names its product A/G-specific adenine glycosylase. NCBI's taxonomy places the organism in Eukaryota, Fungi, Ascomycota, Sordariomycetes, Glomerellales, Glomerellaceae. The transcript has a single exon. Bases 1 to 1980 code for a protein of 659 amino acids. Gene Ontology annotation, biological process: mismatch repair; base-excision repair. The record is from RefSeq and is a predicted model, not a curated record. Gene Ontology annotation, cellular component: nucleus. Gene Ontology annotation, molecular function: adenine/guanine mispair binding; 8-oxo-7,8-dihydroguanine DNA N-glycosylase activity; 4 iron, 4 sulfur cluster binding.